Messenger RNA from Penaeus indicus, 7045 nucleotides. RefSeq names its product 1-phosphatidylinositol 4,5-bisphosphate phosphodiesterase-like (gene norpA). Gene Ontology annotation, molecular function: calcium ion binding; phosphatidylinositol-4,5-bisphosphate phospholipase C activity. NCBI's taxonomy places the organism in Eukaryota, Metazoa, Arthropoda, Malacostraca, Decapoda, Penaeidae. Gene Ontology annotation, biological process: phosphatidylinositol-mediated signaling; release of sequestered calcium ion into cytosol; lipid metabolic process. The transcript has 21 exons. The record is from RefSeq and is a predicted model, not a curated record. The coding region runs from base 117 to 3449 and encodes 1110 amino acids.
CCCCCAACCGCCCCGGCGUGUGUGUCUGAUGCCCCCCCGCUCGCGCCCGUCGUGAGGCCGCCCGCAACACCAGCAUCUAGACGUCGUCCACGCCCCCACCCCACUGAGUCUGCAGGAUGACCAAGUACUUCGAUUUCGUGUGGAGGAAGGAGGUGGAUCAGAGGCUGCAGGACGGCGCCGUCUUCGACCGCUGGACCGAGGACAAGGAAAGCACCGACUAUGAGCCCAAUUGCGUCUUCAAAGUGGACGAAUAUGGCUUCUUCGUCUACUGGAAGAGCGACGGACGAGAAGGAAACGUGGCGGAACUCUCGCAAGUGUCCGAUAUUCGUCGCGCUCAGCUGCCCAGAGAUCCAAAAUUGGCGGAUCGGUUACUGAACAAAUUCGGACAAGAUGUAGAGGACAAAAUGUUAGCCAUUUGUUCCGGGUUGGAUUACGUCAACAUCAACUACACCAAUAUAGUGUGUAAGACCAAAGACGAAGCUGAUGCAUGGUUAGAGAACCUAAGGAAAAUCUUCCACAAUGUGAGAGCCAACAACAUAUGUCCUAUGAUGUGCUUAAAGAAACAUUGGAUGAGAUUGGGCAUGACAGUGGACGCGAUGGGCAACAUACCCGUUAAGAACAUCGUCCGAACUUUCGCCUCAGGCAAGACCGAGAAGAUGGUGUACCAGUGCCUUGAGGAUAUGAGUCUUCCCUCGGGCAAGGGCGACAGUUUGGAUAAGGAAGCCUUCACGUUCGAAAAGUUCUUCCACUUGUACUUGACCAUCUGUCCCAGAACUGAUAUUGAUGAACUGUUUACUUCUAUCACAAAAGGGGAACACGUCAGCCUUGCACAGUUGGUGAAGUUCAUGAACGAGAAGCAGCGAGACCCGAGCCUGAACGAGAUCUUGUACCCGCUGUACGACGAGAAACGGUGCAUGGAGAUCAUCACAGCACACGAACCCCACCAAGAAAACAUAGAUAACAAACGAUUUAGCAAGGAUGGGCUAUUGGCUUACCUAAUGUCAGACGAGAAUGCACCAGUAUUCUUGGAUCGUCUGGACAUCUACCAAGACAUGGACCAGCCACUCUCCCAUUACUACAUCAACUCAUCCCACAACACAUACCUUUCUGGCAGGCAGUUUGGAGGUAAAUCCACUGCCGAGAUGUACAGACAGACACUGCUGGCUGGUUGCAGGUGUGUGGAACUUGAUUGCUGGGAUGGAAAAGGUGAAGACGAGGAGCCAAUCAUCACCCACGGAAAGGCUAUGUGCACAGACAUCCUCUUUAAGGAAGCCAUCAUUGCCAUCCGUGACUGUGCCUUUGUCACCUCUGAUUAUCCAAUUAUCCUUUCCUUCGAAAACCAUUGCUGCAAGAAACAACAGUACAAACUAGCCAAGUACUGUGACGAGUAUUUUGGGGAUCUUCUUUGCAAGGAGCCACUACCAGACAGUCCACUGGUUCCUGGCCAUCCUCUUCCUCCUCCCAGUCAACUCAAGAACAAGAUCCUUAUCAAGAAUAAGCGACUGAAGCCAGAGGUGGAGAAACAGGAGCUGGAACUGUUCCUUCAGGGUCAGCUUGAUCUCGUGGAUGAUGAAGAUGCAAAGGAAGAUGCUUCACAGGCUACUGCUGCUCCCAAAGAGGCCAAGAGUAACCCGUGCACUACCAUCACCACCCCUGUGUCGCAGCCCUCGCUAGAAGACGAUAAGCCCCUGACGGCGGAGGAGCGAGCCUUCCUCUAUUACCAGUAUACGGGCGCAACCACCCACGUCCACCCUGUCCUCUCUUCCUACGUCAACUACUGCCAGCCAGUCAAGUUCCAGGGCUUUGAUGUGGCCGAAGAAAAGAAUGUCCAUCACAACAUGUCUUCAUUUUCGGAGACCAUGGGGUUAGGAUACCUCAAGACACAGGCUAUUGAGUUUGUCAACUACAACAAGCGACAGAUGUCUAGAAUCUACCCCAAGGGAGCCAGAGUGGACUCCUCCAAUUACAUGCCUCAGGUGUUCUGGAAUGCUGGUUGUCAGAUGGUGUCCCUGAACUUCCAGACCCCAGAUCUGCCCAUGCAGUUAAACCAGGGAAAGUUUGAAUACAAUGGAAACUGUGGAUAUCUACUCAAGCCUGACUUCAUGCGUCGUACAGACAAAACCUUCGAUCCGUUUGCAGAAUCUCCUGUAGAUGGUGUGAUUGCUGCUCAGGUUGCUGUGUCGGUCAUAGCUGGUCAGUUCUUGUCAGACAAGAAAGUUGGCACAUACGUGGAGGUGGACAUGUAUGGCUUACCAACAGACACCAUCAGGAAAGAAUUCAGAACCCGAAUGAUCCCAGGAAAUGGUCUCAACCCACAGUACAAUGAGGAACCCUUCCUCUUCCGUAAAGUUGUUUUGCCUGAUCUGGCUGUGCUAAGAUUUGGUGUGUUUGACGAGAAUGGCAAGAUGUUAGGCCAGCGUAUUCUGCCCCUUGACGGUCUCCAGGCUGGCUAUCGUCAUAUUUCCUUGCGUACAGAAGGCAACUUCCCAAUGUCUCUUCCCAUGUUGUUCUGUAAUAUUGAACUCAAAAUUUAUGUACCUGAUGGUCUUGGCGAUCUCAUGGAUGCCCUCUCUGAUCCUCGGGCUUUCUUGAGCGCCCAAGAGAAGCGAGAACAGCAGAUGAAGGCCAUGGGUAUUGAGGCAUCAGAUAUUGACACAAAAGCCCUGAAAGGUGGAAAGGGAGGUGCUAAGACAGGUGCAGCAGGAGGCAAACCAGCUGCAGGUGCUGGCGGUGCUGCUGGUGCCAAGAAAGAGGAAGAAGUCCUUGACUUUGAGCCCAUCAAUCUAGAAACACUUAGAGCUCAGAAGAACUUCUUGAAGGCAACUAAGAAGCAGCAGAAGGAACUUGAAAGUAUGAGAAAAAAACACAUGAAGGAACGCUUGUCUAUCCAGAAGGGUCAGUGCAGUGCUAUUGAAAAGGUUGCUAAGGGCAAAAAAGAGGUACUGGAUGACCCUAAGAUCAAGGCAAUAGUGACUGACCAGAUGAAGCAGUGGUCUGAGAUGAUGGAGAAGCACCGCAAGGAGGAGUGGGAGAUGCUGAAGGAGCAUCUUAAGAGUCAAGAAGACAUCCUCAAGAAGCUCAUGGAGGAAGAACAGGCCGGCCAGAUUAAGAAGCUGGAAGGAAAGCAUGAACAGGACAUGAAAGACAUGAAAGCAAACCAGGCAAAGUUGGCAGUAGAAACAGCAAAGGAUGUAGCAUCAGACAAGACACUGAAGACAAAGGCCGACCGUGAUCGUCGUUUGAAGGAAAAGAAUCAAAAUAACACCAAGAGAUUCAUUGAAGAGCGAAAGAUUUCAGCCAUGAAACAGGGCAAGCAGAUGGACAAGUUGAAAAAGGUCCACAAUGAGCAAAUGAGUGCCCUCACCAAGGAUAUCCAGAUGGCCAUCCAAUUUUAUGAGAACACAGAAGCUGAAUACAAGAUGUGGCAGAAGAUUGAAUUUUUCUGUUGAAGAGUCAGCCCUCCAUAAUGUAGCUGGAGUUGUGUUAUGGCACACUCUUCACCUCAUGUGAAGAUCUCCAGACCAGCUGCCUUGGUUCAUCUGCAAGCCUUAGCAUCCAUUAUUUCUGUGCAUCUGCAAUAUUAGCCCAUUGGUAAAGUGUGUGUAAUGUGCAUGAAAUGAGGAGUGAUGAAAAUCAGGGUAAUUAGAUGUGUCUGGUUUACAAAACAAAACAACGGAAAUGUGGUUAAGCUCUAAAUUCUCUUUGGUUUAGUAGACUUGGAAAAUCUGCUAUUCAAAUUCUAGUAAAAAGAAAGUUAAUGCAAACUUAAUCAACACAAUAAAAUGCAGUAAAAAAGAAAGAAAGAAAGAAAGACACAAGUAAUGUGAUAAUGAAUUCCAAAGUCACAGAAUAGUGGAAAUGUACAUGUGGUGGUUGCUUUUCCUGAGACACGGUAGGCGAAUUAAUAAUGCGCUGUGUAUAAUAAGGGAAGACUUUUUCUAAUAGGCUUUGUUUCCGCACGGGAAAUCUAGUCAACAAUAAACGGGCUGGUUGACUUUAAGAUGAGUUGUAGCGGUUUCAUAUAUUGGCAAUAACAGAUUUUAAUAACUGUAUAUUCUUUUCUUUAAGGUUGAGCAAUUUGUUCAUUGUAAGAUUCUAUUGUUAAUGGUCCCAGAUAUAUUUUUGCCACUGAAAAACAUAGCUCUAUUGAAUGUUGAUUACUGGCUAUAACUUUUAUAAAGAGCUUAUACAGAUUUAACACUGUUAGCAUCAUUAUAGGUAACAUUUCAUUUUCCCAAAGUUUAUAGCAGUAGACAUUUUUUUCUUUGUUUUGUCAUUUUGAUUUAUAUAUUUCAUAUGUAGCCUUUUCAUUAUUGUAGUGGUGAUGACUAAUGUUUACAUUACUUAGUGUAUUACAUUAUUUUCUCAAUUGUUGCUUGUUGUUCUCAAUAUUGUAUUACAGUAUGCAUUCCUCUCUCAGCUUUAGCAUAAUUAUUGAUUUAGGAAGUAUUACAUAUAGGAUAUGAUAAUUAUAUAAACAUAUUUAUAUAGAUAUAUAAUCAAUGUUAUCCUUGACUGAGAAAUAUUUUGUGAGGUAACUUAGUUUUGAAUAAUGUUGAUAUGAUUAUCAGACAUGCAUAUAUAUGCAUAUAAUGCUGUUCAGUUUUUGAAAGAGUCCGAAACUCCUUGUACCUUCUAGUCUGUUCUAGUCAAUUUGAUAAGAAUUUAUAUUUAGAAUAUAUUAUAUAUAUUUAUAUAUUCCACUUGUAUGUCAAGACUGCUUCCUCUGUAGUGCCAAGUGUUGAUGUGCACCAAACUGUUAAUUACACGAUCAGUGGAUGUGAUCCUUUGAAUAGGUGACAUUAAGGUCCAGAUUCUUCCUGACAAUACAGUCAAGAUCAGCCUUAUGAGAGUGUGCUAACAAUGGGUCACUUUAAGUGAUUGUAUUCUUUCCAAAUACACACAAAAAAUCACAUUAAAGUAUAACAGAGUAGAUGCCCAAGAUUGCUAAUCACUUUACUUCCAGACAUUAAUGUUUUUGCUAUUGUUUGUAGACAAGCUAAGUCUUUGCCACUUAAUGAUUUAAAGCAUCAUAAAUGUCAUUGUCAUUUGGUGAUUACAGCAUUGAAAUGAAUACACUAAACAUAAAGGCAAAAUAUGUGAAUGGAAUUAGGAUAUGUGGGAGGAAUCAGUGAGGAAAAAAAUUACUUCAUGAGGACUUUGUUAUUGAUACAGUAAACUACAGUAAUCAACAGCAAUUGAUUUAGAUAUAAAUGUCAUUGGUGGACUGAACUGUAACUGCUGUCAUAAUAUGACAAUUGAAAAGUCAGGGGAAAAUGCUGACAAGUCAACAAAAUGUGGCUGGCAUUCCAUGGUGGAACUUUGUAGUUCAGAAAACCACCUGGACUAAACUGGCAACUGCAGUAAAUUCAUGUGCUUCUUUGCUACAUACACACAUCAGAUCAUAUUGGUGUUAUAUCUUGAUAUUCAUUAAGCAAUUUUUACCUACGGGCAGUUUUGCCAACGUGCCAAAGAAUCAAAGUUUCCAUCCUCCAGGCAUGAAGCCCAUCGGAAGCAGAGUCAGCCAAUAUUUUUAUACGUUUGGAUAAUAAUGAUAUUGAGGGUAUUUUUUAUCAUCAGUGUUUAGAUGUGAAUAACGUCCAUUAAUGGUGUAACAAUAUGUAUGAAUAUGUACAGACACACAUGUCUCCUUCUAUCUCUAUCUCAAACACACACACACACACACACACACACACACACACACACACACACACACACACACACACACACACACACACACACACACACACACACACACACACACACACACACACACACACACACACACACACACACAAAUGUGCGCAUGCAUAGGGAAAUAUACACGUACCCAUUCAUAGGCACACAUACAUGUGCACACAUGAACACCUCACCUCUUUCUCUCUUUCUCUCUUUCUUUCUCUCUUUCUUUCUCUCUCUCUCUCUCUCUCUCUCUCUCUCUCUCUCUCUCUCUCUCUCUCUCUCUCUCUCCCUCUCUCUCUCUCUCUCUCUCUCUCUCUCUCUCUCUCUCUCUCUCUCUCUCUCUCUCUCUCUCUCUCUCUCUCUCUCUCUCUCUCUCUCUCUCUCAAUAUAUACAUAUACAUAUAUAUAUGGAUAAAUAUUUUUAUGUUAUUUAUAUACAUAAAAUAUAUAUAUAUUUAUAUGUAUGAGUAUAUUUGUAAUGUGUGUGUGUGUGUGUGUGUGUGUGUGUGUGUGUGUGUGUGUGUGUGUGUGUGUGUGUGUGUGUGUGUGUGUGUGUGUGUGUGUGUGUGUGUGUGUGUAUGUGAGAGUGAGUGUGUGUGUAUGUGAGAGUGAGUGUGUAUGUGAGAGUGAGUGUGUGUGUAUGUGAGAGUGAGAGUGAGAGUGAAUGUGAGUGUGCUUAUUUGUGUGCACAUACUUAUGUGCAUGUGUAUGUUGCAUAUUUGUGUGCGUGUGCGUGUGUGUGUGUGUACAUACAUGCAUCCGCAUAUAUGAUUAACUUUUUAAUUCACGUAAAAGAGCUGCAUCACUUCUGGUCAGUUGCUGAGCUUAUGGCAUGAGGAAGUAUGGGACUAGUUACCCUGGUUUCUCAAAUGACACUGGCUGCAGUUGUUGACAGGAGCUCAACAAGUGUGGUGAGGCAGUCAAAGGCUGUCACCAUAUUCUUACAAAAUAGUAAAUAAUUUGUGCCUAUAUUACUGUACCAACUGUAAAGUCAUUUGUACCAUCCUCAUAUAUUGCAUAGUGAACAUGCCAUCCUCAUAAUAUUUAUAGUACAUAUUAUACACUUCAUGGAACAUGUCGCUUCAAGUUGUGGACUAUUUUACUAAGGUUAUGAACAAAACACUUAAAUGUAUAAUAGAAUGAUGAUAAUGAUAAUUGUAAUGAUUAACUCCAAAGCUUUCUUUAAGAUAAGUCUUCUCUAUUUUAUUGAACAGAAAUGAUAUGUAUUUUAUGAAUCAAAAUAGGAAAUCAAAUAAAGUUGGACACUAUUGAAUUAGAACAUUUGUAGGUUGUUUCAAAUCUUGUAGGAACAGGUCCCUUUUGCAGUUAUUUAUUAUGCGUAAUAAAUUGUUAUAAAAAUCAA